Molecule: messenger RNA, 3587 nt
Organism: Gambusia affinis (western mosquitofish)
Lineage: Eukaryota; Metazoa; Chordata; Actinopteri; Cyprinodontiformes; Poeciliidae
Exons: 9
Coding region: 174-1016 (280 amino acids)
Cellular component (GO): membrane
Source: RefSeq, a predicted model, not a curated record
ACGUUGAGGUAAGAAAAUUUACACGCAGUUUAAUCGGAUGCUGUAGCGAAAGGCGCGUGCUGCUUAAUCAAGUCACAGCUGAAAAAGGCCCGUGCUGCUGGAAGAGCUCCAUCAUUCCCAUUUGUUCUUCUCCAGACUUCCGAAGUGCGCAGUUUAACAAACCGCUGCUCAUCAUGGCUGUCGACGGAUGUGGACUCGUGUGCAAAUAUAUUCUCAUCCUUUUCAACAUCAUCUUUGCUGUGGUUGGGUUGGCGUUUUUGGGCCUCGGCUUGUGGCUCAGAUUCGGCGAGAACACCAGAAGGAUCUUUGAUAUCGACGCGCUCAACUCCAGCGCUUUCGUCAUAGGUGUGACCAUACUGAUCAUUCUUGGUUCGAUCAUGCUGAUUGUGGUGGUGUUCGGAGACUACGGCGCCUGCAAUGAGAAAAAAUGUGCCCUGGAAGUGUUCUCCAUCCUGCUCUUCUUUCUGGCCGUGGCUGAGUUUGUCAUCGGAGGACUUGCUUAUUCCAACAGGAACACGGUUGGACUGAGACUAGGAGAGUUUUAUACCACUUUAUACAGCCUCUAUGUGAGCAGCCAAGAUCCAGCAAUUGGCGUCACACUCGCAUUCAUCCACAACUCGCUGCACUGCUGUGGAAUGACUGGAGUCGGCCUGGUGGAGCUAGUGAAGCAGACCUGUCCUAAACCAAACGGUAUUAUGGAGCACCUCGUCAUGCCUAACUGUCCCUCUACCAUCGUCACCGUCUUUGACAGCCGGGCCUCGCUGGUGAUGGGCAUCUUCGUUGGAACUGGAGCUCUUCUGAUCGUAGCUCUGAUUUGCAGCGGAGUGCUCAGUUCACAGAUUCACCGGGCCUCCUCAUCUCCUCAGUACAUUAUCCUGAACUCCAGCAUCCCCUCCCCGGCUGCCCCUCAGUCGUACCCCCAGCAUGUCACCGCCUCCAACAACUCCUUCCCCAACCAGGACCCCGUCGUCUUCACGCCCCUCUCUGUGGUCAACGUCCCUGUGGCUCAGGCUUAGGAAGCUUCUCGACAGAGUCUGAUCUCGCUUUUGUGGAUUUGUGUUGUUCCACAGCGUCUUGACGUGACAAACCCUUUGCUUCACUCGGCAUGGUCACGCUUGAGCUUCAUACUGUUUAGAAGGAAAAAAAUCCCCUCCUCAGAUAUCUAAACCGUACUUUUGGGAAGAUCAUUCUCCAAGAAAUUGGGACACGCAGCCGAUGGGUUUCUGUUGGUCAGAAGUUUACAUACACCCAGCAUGGACAUGAAUUUCACGAUAAUUUAAGACUUUAAAACAAACAGUGACACUUUAUUUGACACUGUGUGCAUAAGACUGACAUGACACUGUCAUAAAUAUAUGACAGUGUCAUGAACAUGAAGGAGUCUUUAUGAAUGUCUCUGACUGUUGUCAUGAAGUCUCAUUCAGUAAAUAAUGACACUUAAUGUAAAGUUGCAUUAAAAGUCCAUUAAAAGUGCCAACUUUGUAUUAUUUUGUAAACAAUGACACUAAUGCAAAGUUGGCACUUUUAAUGGACUUGCAAAGCAACAUUUAGAGCAACUUUGCAUUAUUUACCGAAUGACACUUCAUGACAGACAUAGACAUUCAUAAAGACUAAUUCAUGUUCAUGACAGGCGUUAUGUCAUAUUUAUGACAGUGGCAUGUCAGUCUCAUGCACAUCCUGUCAAAUAAAGUGUUGCCGAACUAGCUAAUGUGUUAUUUUUCAGGAACGGCUUCAACGUAGAACUUCUGUAUUGUUUCAAAACAAUAACUGAUAAUUACAACUUGUCCAUUCAGAGAUAUUUCAGAAUCAAAAUUACUUGGCGUCAACUUGAGCUUUGUGGGUUAUCCAUUAGUGGGCAAAAGAAGGUCGACAUUAAGACACUGCUGAACGUUUGUGGAGUAAAAAAAAACAAAAACAAAUUUGCGCCAGGAGAGCUGAGCCAUUUCUGAUGAGAAACGUUGUCAAAGUAUUCCGAUGGAUUGCCUCACUGCAACAUUCAUGGCCGUGACAAUUGACCGGAUGUAAACUUCUGACCAGAACCGGGUUGGUCAAUCACCAAGUAGAAACGAAUGAUUUCUGCUCCACUAAUUGGAGCAACACUCACCAUUAAUUCUCCAACUAAAUCUUGUUCUUUAAUCUAACAGAUGUUGAUGUAACAGGGUUGGAUUUUUGUCCUUCAAAUGUUUUAUUAGACAAACUCAUUUUCUGAUUUCACAAAUGCUUUUUGUGUGUGUGUGUGGGGGGGGGGGGUUUAGUGUGUAAAUCUUCCAGGUGGUUGGUUGAAAUUUGUGAAAGCGUGGUGGGGGUGGGAGCAGGACAUUCUGGCCUUUUUAAGCACAAAUGUAGGAGCCCGGCACUAAAAUCCAUCCUGAACGAUCGGAUCUCCGUUAGCCGCUUUGAAUGUACGCCGACCUCGGUCACCCGUUACCCCAUUCGGCGUUUAGGUUGGAUGUCAGUGCCAGGUGUGAGAGGGGGGACGGUUUCUCUCCCCUUCGCUGUUCUUUACUUCCCUCCUUCUUUGUCUGCAUGACAGAUUACUGCCCUGGUCUGCGCCAUUGUCCUCCUGAAACAGGUCAAGAAAGUGCAGCAGGACAUCACGGCUUACUAUUCGUCUGUGUACUAAAGGUUCGUCUUCAGUGACCAUCGCUGGACAGUCAGCCAGCAGAUCAGUGUUUACAGCCUUUUCCAAUGUGUGUGUGUGUAUAUAUAUGUACGUGUGUGAACUACUGACUGCAGUGCCAGUUGGGAGGCUGCUGAAAAUGUUGUCGCAUACCAACUAGAUGAACCAACUCCAAAAAAAGAAAAGGUACACCAGACCAGCUGAGCGAAAAUGAAUCCGGCGAUGCCAAACACAACUCGAUGAUUUAUCUGCAAACGUUGGUAGCCGAACCACACUGAGCCUUUUUUUAACAAACCGCAUGCAGCCUCAAUACGCGUUAGCUCUUUUCUUCUCUGCUCUGUGAUUACGAUGUUUUCUGCGUUUUAGUGAGAUUUGCUUUAGCUCCUUUGUUGUUGCAACACUGGUGAACAUCACUGUCGGAAAUGUAAAAAGGAGAAAAAAGGGAUGAUUAACUUUUAGAAGCUUUGAUUGUAUUUAGGUCCGAUUACACAUUUGAAAACUUUAAUCUUACUGUUUGUUUCUUUUCGUGUCCAAUCAUGUGUCCCUCAUGGGGAAUGCUCGAAAUUUAUUUGAUUUGUUCACUUUUUUAACAUUUUUAUAUAUAUUUACAGAUUUUAAGGUAAAGAAAAACUUUUUUUGUUGUUUCUACUUUUCAUUUUGUUCUUAUUGAUAUUUUAAGAGCCACAGCAAUAGCCAAGAAGUUGAGUACCAAAUAAUAAUAAAAAAAAACUUUGCAACAUUUAAAUGGUGUCUUUAAAGCUGUAACUUAAAACUGUUGCCUUUGUAUAAAUUACUAUAUUGGGGGGAAAAAGAGAGACAAAAUUUAAGUGAUAUGUUUAAAAGCAGAAUGCCUUAUUUUUCUUCACACUUUAUCAUGUAAUUCUGACUACUGCAUUGUAUUAUGUUAGAGCUAAAUAUUCUCUUAAGAGUUGUGGCUUUGCAUGUUUCCAUAAAAGUAACAGAAAAAAUU